AUGUUAGGCGUUGAAGAAUUGCUUCCGUUUGAUCGACGAGGGCGGCAUCAUCGGCAAAAAGCAGCCCCCGGACGUGAAACUUGGCAUGAUAUCCCAAUCGUUCCAAGAUCUGCCAUAAAACUUUUCCGCUCCCACUGUCAAAGGCUUUGGUGA
Molecule: messenger RNA, 153 nt
Organism: Loa loa (African eye worm)
Lineage: Eukaryota; Metazoa; Nematoda; Chromadorea; Rhabditida; Onchocercidae
Exons: 2
Coding region: 1-153 (50 amino acids)
Source: RefSeq, a predicted model, not a curated record